This is a messenger RNA of Coregonus sp. 'balchen', 7893 nucleotides long. Lineage: Eukaryota; Metazoa; Chordata; Actinopteri; Salmoniformes; Salmonidae. The record is from the annotation of a GenBank genome assembly.
AUGGCAGAGGCAAAUAUCUCGGUAACGGAGAGCCAGUUCAGGUGCCCUAUUUGCCUGGAUAUCUUGAAGGAUCCGGUGUCCAUUCAGUGCGGACACACCUACUGCAUGGCAUGCAUCAACUGUUAUUGGGACCAAGCCGACGUUGGUCACUACAGUUGUCCGCAAUGUCGGGAAGAGUUCAGCCCUCGACCGGUGCUACGGCGGAACACGGUGCUACAAGAGGUAGUAGUGGACAAACUCAAACUGAACGAACUGGCUACGGCGCCGGAGUUCUAUCUAGGCGGCGUAGGGGACGUUCCGUGCGACUUUUGCCCGGUUGAGAACAAACUGAAAGCGCUCAAGUCGUGUCUGGUGUGCUUUGCGUCUUUCUGCGAGCUCCACGUCUUGCCGCAUCGCGACGUGGGGACGUUGCGGCGGCAUAAACUUGUUGCCGCGGUGGAGAGCUUGGCGGAAAGGCUGUGCGCGCAGCACCGUUUGGGCCUGGAGCAGGGCGGCGGCAGCGACGGGGGGCGAUGCGGUGGCGUGGAGCGGCGACUGUCUGCUGUGCGAGUCUGACCAAGAGGAACUGCACAGCAUCGACGCGCAGAGGGCGCGGAAACAGGUAGUAAUAAUAAUCAUAAUCAUAAUACAUGGGACUUAUAUAGCGCUUUUCAAGGACCUUCACAAUUUUGCAUAGCCUACUCAUCACUCAGGUGAUUUAAAACUGAUUAAAAACAAAGUUGUUUCCUGAAAACACUUGUUGAUCUUUCCACCUAGGAGUACAAACUGUUAGCCUGGUCCCAGACAUGUUGGUGCUCUUGCCAACUCCAUUUUGGCAUGGCAAUGAGCGACAAAGAGUUGGCACCCUAGUUUUAAUGUCUGUGGUUGGCACAAAACAUAUCUGGGACCUGCAGGCUAACAAACUGCCACUAUCCCUAACAACUGAAUAGAUGAUAAGUAGCCUAUGCAAAAUGGCUGAUAUGGCAGCCUAUGAAUUGUGGCAGAUGAUAUCCCUCUGCACCAGUUUGAUGCAGGUUGGUUACGUCACUGGAAAACACCCCACAGUACUCCCUCUGUUGUGGGCAGGCUAUACUAUCUGGGGUAUCGCUCCCAUACGAGGGGCCCAGGAGAGAAGGAGAGAAGUAGGCACUUGCUGUAGGUGUAUGUCACUAAUGGGGCUAUAGUGCUGUUAUGGCACUAAUGCUGCUCUAAUUAUAGAGACUGGAAUGCUGACCAAGAUUCAUUGUCCGCUAUAUACGUAUAUGCAAAACACACUGAGUGGGCAAACCAUUAGGAGCACCUGCUCUUUCCAUGACAUAGACUGACUAGGUGAAUCCAGGUGAAAGCUAUGGUCCCUUAUUGAUGUCACCUGUUAAAUCCACUUAAAUCAGUGUAGAUGAAGGGGAGGAGACAGGUUAAAGAAUGAUUUUUAAGCCUUGAGACAAUUGAGAUAUGGAUUGUGUAUGUGUGCCAUUCAGAGGGUGAAUGGGCAAGACAAAAGAUUGAAGUGCCUUUGAACAGGGUAUGGUAGUAGAUGCCAGGCGCACCAGUUUGAGUGUGUCAAGAACUGCAACACUGCUGGGUUUUUCACUCUUUCCCGUGUGUAUUAAGAAUGGUCCACCACCCAAAGGACAUCCAGCCAACUUGACACAACUGUGGGAAGCAUUGGAGUCAACAUGGGCCAGCAUCCCUGUGGAAUGCAGGUAGCUUAGUGGGUAAGAGCGUUGUGCCAGUAACCGAAAGGUCGCUGGUUCUAAUCCCCAAGCUGACUAGGUGAAAAAUCUGUCGAUGUGCCCUUAAGCAAGGCACUUAACCCUAAUUGCUCCUGUAAGUCGCUCUGGAUAAGAGCGUCUGCUAAAUGACUAAAAUGUAAUGUAAAUGAAUGCUUUCGACAUGCUGUAGUCCAUGCCCUGACGAAUUAAGGCUGUUCUGAGGGCAAAAGGGGGUGUCUCUUUCCCUCCCCCUUCUUUCCAUCUCUCUCCUCUCUCUCUCUCUCUCUCUCUCUCUCUGUCUCUGUCUCUCUCUCUCUCUGUCUCUCAGGUUCAGUUGCAGGAUUCUCAGAGGUCAGUACAUGGAAGGAUCAGGAGUAGAGAGAGGGAGCUGGAAGAGUUUCAACAGAGCAUAGAGGCCGUCAAGGUGGGGUUCACACACACACACACACACACACACACACGGACGCACGUGCGCACACACACACACAGAGAGAGAGAGACACAGACACACAAAGCAGAGUGAAUAGUAAUCAGAUUAAAUGGCUUUUAGUGCGGAGUUGGACUGCAGUACAGACAGUCGCCCCACCACAUAAAACCGCUGCUAUCUGGAAGUUUAGUUUAGUUUAUUAAUUCAACCAUUUAAAAAACAAGCACACAUAAAACUUGAAAAAGCCAUACAUGCACAUGAGUAAAAUCAUGGAGGAUAACACACAAUAAAGUCUGGGAUUUAUUUCCAUUGUGGUCAUCUUGAAACAAGAUGGCUAGGCAAGAUCCAACACGGUUGCACACAAAAGGGGAGAAAAGUUCUACAGAUGUAGGAUUUUAAUUUGAUCACCCUGUUGCAGGAGAACUUUCCUGCAAUGUAGGACAUUUAAAACAUGUAGUGUAUUUGAGGUUUAAAAAGGCUUAUGAAGUUUGUAAUUUCCACUCUGGUAUUUCAGACUUGAUUUUCCCUUACGAAAAAUGUAUCAACCCAAACAAAAAUGUCCAUUAAUUAUAAUCUACAUAAUUCAAAUUUCAUGUUGCUGCAGGAUUCUUUUCCUGCUGUAGCAAACUGUCAGUGGGUCAAAUUAAGAUCCUACAUCUUUAUUGUCUGGCCAUGUUGUUGCUCUCUGUCAAUAGCAAGCCAGGACACCGUUCAGCCCUCUCUAUUCCCCUGGCAUUGUUAAACAAAUAAAAGUACAUUUCAGACAUAUGGUUUGAAAUAAAAUACAAAUAACCAAUGAAACCAACAUUAUUUAAAUGUAUAUGUUUACUUUCUUGGUGCUUAUUACUGAAAACAUUGCCCCUUUAUUUUCUGUCAUUUUGAGUCCCUUCUCCCCUCUCCUUACCUAGGCAUCAGCUGCAUUAGUCCUGGAGGACAGCGAUACCCUGUUCGUGGACCUGGCCCUCUGUCUGGAGAGGACCAGGGGGGAGGUGAGGGCCAGGCUGGAGGCCCGGGAGAGAACUGUCCUGGGCAGGGCAGAGAGAGAGCUGGAGACCCUGGAGAAAGAACUGGAGGAGCUGCGGAGGAGAGACAAGAAAAUGGGACAGCUACUGACGGAGGAUAAUGCUCAGUUCUUACAGGUGGGGGGAGGAGAGAGAGGGGGAUGGGACAGCUACUGACGGAGGAUAAUGCUCAGUUCUUACAGGUGGGGGGAGGAGGAGAGGGGGAUGGGACAGCUACUGACGGAGGAUAAUGCUCAGUUCUUACAGGUGGGGGGAGGAGAGAGGGGGGGAUGGGACAGCUACUGACGGAGGAUAAUGCUCAGUUCUUACAGGUGGGGGGAGGAGAGAGGGGGAUGGGACAGCUACUGGGCGGAGGAUAAUGCUCAGUUCUUACAGGUGGGGGGAGGAAGAGAGGGGGAUGGGACAGCUACUGACGGAGGAUAAUGCUCAGUUCUUACAGGUGGCGGGGAGGGGAGAGAGGGGGAUGGGACAGCUACUGACGGAGGAUAAUGCUCAGUUCUUACAGGUGGGGGGGAGGAGAGAGGGGGAUGGGACAGCUACUGACGGAGGAUAAUGCUCAGUUCUUACAGGUGGGGGGAGGAGAGAGAGGGGGAUGGGACAGCUACUGACGGAGGAUAAUGCUCAGUUCUUACAGGUGGGGGGAGGAGAGAGGGGGAUGGGGACAGCUACUGACGGAGGAUAACGCUCAGUUCUACAGGUGGGGGGAGGAGAAGAGGGGAUGGGACAGCUACUGACGGAGGAUAAUGCUCAGUCUUUCAGGUGGGGGGGAGGAGAGGAGGGAUGGACAGCUACUGACGGAGGAUAAUGUCAGUCUUAAGGUGGGGGGAGGAGAGAGGAGGGAUGGGACAGCUACUGACGGAGGGAUAAUCUCAGUUCUUACAGGUGGGGGAGGAGAAGGGGGAUGGGCACAGCUACUGACGGAGGAUAAUGCUCAGUUCUUACAGGUGGGCAGGAGUAGAGGGGAUGGGACACUACUGACGGAGGAUACGAGCUCAGUUCUUACAGUGGGGGGAGGAGAGAGAGGGGGAUGGGACAGCUCUGACGGAGGAUAAUGCUCAGUUCUUACAGGUGGGGGAGGAGAGAGGGGAUGGGACAGCUCUGACGAGGAUAAGCUCAGUUCUACAGGUGGGGGAGGGGGAGUAGGGAUGGACAGCACUGACGGAGGAUAAUGCCAGCACAGGAGAAGAGAGGAGGAAAGUGAGGGAAGAGGAAACAGGAAAAGAAGAAAACAGUGACACUGAUGGAAAGGGAGGGUAAUUGAGAAAGAAAGAGCCAAGCUGAAAAAUGAAGGAGAGAGAAGUAUGAAAUGAGGAAGAGAUGGAGUAAAAGGAGGACGGUGAGACAAACAGCCUAAACCAUGAGAGAGAGGAAACCAACGGUGACAUGAUCAAAAUGUUCCACUCAUCACUCCCUCUCUCCUCCAUCCCUCCCUCCCUCUCUCCAUCCCCAGGCUGCUCCCCUGCUGUGUGUCCUCCCGCCCACUGGACGGCGCCCCCGAGCCCCUCUCAUCCUCCCCACAGAAGGCUUUAGUGCAGCCCGCAGAGCUCUGUCCCACCUCAGGGCCCGCAUGGAGGAACUCUGUAGAGAGGAAGUGGACAAGAUCAGCUGCGCGGGUAGGGGGAGUCAAGACACACACACACAGAGACACACACAAACACACACACAAACACACACACAAACACACACACAGGUUUAUACUCAAACACAAACAACUGCAUGCAGGUUUUCACAGCUAUGCUCUCAGAGACUCCAAUAAUGCACACUGUUUUCCUUCUCUGUAGUGAACGAGAGCUCCUCUGCCUGUCACAUGUCUGGUGGAGAGUGUUUGAAAGGUAAGCCCAGAGGAAUAGGACAAACACACGCACAGUCGCACACACACACACACACACACACACGCACAGCUCUCUCAGGGUCACGUCUGUGGUGUGUGUUUCUCAUCUAAGACUCAGGCUGUAGGGGGAACAUGUCUGGCCAGGGGUGAGAUAAUGACUUCAUUAAUUAGCUGGUAAUUAUUCACUUGACAGAGGACAGUGAGAUGUGUCCACUUCACUACAUGGGGUCAACAUAGUUUUCUUGUGAGUCAAUUUGAUGUUAGUUGAAUAGUUUUCAGUAACUUCUGAUAUGAUAAGUUCAUUUGGAAUGUAAAGGUGAUUCCUCUUUGACUCAUUCUCUACCUCCCUCCCCCUCUCACCUCUCUCUUUUUCUUCCCAUCUCUUUUCCUUCCUAUUUCUGUCCCUCACCUCCUUACUCCUUACCCCCUCUCCCUUCUCCUCUCUCUCUCUCUCUCUCUCUCUCUCUCUCUCUCUCUCUCUCUCUCUCUCUCUCUCUCUCUCUCUCUCUCUCUCUCUCUCUCUCUCUGUAGCAGUGCCUUCAUCGUUCCCUCUCUCCUCCCUCUCUCUCCAGCCUGCGGACCACAGGAUGAGAGCGUCCUUCCUCAGGUGUAAGUACUGACACACACACAUACACACACACACACACACAUACACACACAGCAGCCAUCCUGAGGUGUAAGUACUACACACGAUACACCUUGUCACCCUGACGAUGCCACCGGUAUACCUUGUCACCGUGGCGAUGCUGCCCUGGUCGCCGUGGUAACCAGAGACGACUUUGUUUUCACACCCUGCCCUGUCCUGUGACAACCACGCCAUCCCUUCACCACACACACACUGACACACACACACAGAAACACACACACACACACACACACACACACACACACACACACACACACACACACAGAAACACACACACUGACACACACAGAAACACACACACACACACACACACACACAGAAACACACACACUGACACACACAGAAACACACACAGAAACACACACACACAGAAACACACACACUGACACACACACACUGACACACACAGAAACACACACACACACACACACACAGGUGUUGACAUGCCGUUGGCGUAAACCCCGAGCUACUCAGAAAGGGGAUCUCUCUCUCUUUCUUUCUUUCUCUCUCUCUAUCUCCCAUGCCCUCCUUCCCUCCUCCUCCUCCUCUCCCCCUCCUCACCUUCACAGUUAAUGAGGGCGACAGGGAAACCUGAGAAUGCGCUUGUGUCCCAAAUGUCACCUUAUUCCCUAUAUAGUGCACUACUUUUGACUAGGGCCCUGGUCAAAAGUAUUGCACUAUAUAGGGGAUAGGGUGCCAUUUGGGAAGUACUCCAUGUCUGUCUGGGGCUUUCUUUACCUUCAUGAAUAGUAUGUGGAUAUGAUAUUUCUGACAUUUAGUUGUCUAUUGUUCACUUUGAACAACAGGUACAUGAUGAGACAAGCCCAUGCACAGGGUGAGAUCAUGGAGACGGGUGUUAGGUUUAAUAAUUCACACCGUCUGGGUUAGAUUAAAGGCCGCUACACACUUUACGCAGCGUCGUUUUCUACGUAGUUCUACGGGCUUUUGUGCGGCUCAAAUUUUGGAACGGACCGUAUAUGGCACUCCGUCGCACUGUUUGCGUAGGGUGUGUAGGGCCCUUCAGACUGUAACUGUAUAUCUGUCUGGGCUAGAUGUCAAUCAGAACACUGUCCCUCUGUCCAGGCAACCAGGCUAUUUCGUAAUAGUGCAUUGUUAAUUUAUUGUACUUAAUUAUAAUAGUUCUAUUAGAUUAAGACUGCCAUAUUUCCAGACAGACAUUCAUAUGGACAAUGUUCUUCUUACUGCGUGGAAAACUGUUGUGUAUUUAGUUCAAUAAUCUCUGUUAGAAAUGGACCCAGUGGUCAUGAUAAUGCUAUUGAGUGUUUAUGAGACUUCUAAGCUAACAGGUAAAUAAUUGUCAUGGAUUGUUCAAUCAAGUACUACUGCCCUGAGGCAUCUAAUUGAUUGAUUCAUUGAUUCAUUGAUCUCCUCAAUCUCCUGUUCCUGGACCCAGACACGGCCCACCCCACCCUGGUCCUUCUGGAGGGUCCCGAUGGAUCUCUCGCUCGCUUACCUUUAACCCCUUCAUCUCUCUCUCCCCCCAGGCUCCUGUCGUUUGUCCCUGGAUCCAGACACGGCCCACCCCACCUUGUUCCUCUUGGAGGGUCCCCAGGGGGCUCACUGUGGAGAGGAGCCCCAGUCCUACCCCCUCCACCCCCUGCGCUUCGACUCUGUGGCCCAGAUCCUCUGUAGGGAGGGCCAGUUUGGAGGGGCGAGCUACUGGGAGGUGGAGUGGAGGGGAGGAGGGUGGGUGGACAUCGGGGUGACGUACAAAGGGAUUGGACGUAAAGGUAGCUGCUUCUAGUGAUUAUUUUUUAUGUCAGUUACAAAAUGGUUUGUAAUAACGUCUUUCUAAUCAAGGCUUUGUCUGAAAUGGCAUCCUAUUUGGCUCCGGCCAAAAUGUGUGCACUAUAUAGGGAUAGGGUGCCACUUUGCAUACAGCCAAAGGUUUUCUUAUCAAGUUCACCUAGUAAAGUUUUCUAUUAACAUUUUUCUAAUCUAAAGGGGGCGGAAAACCCUGCCUGCUGGGACGGAACGAGAACUCAUGGCGUCUGAGAUGCACGCACGCCGGGUACGCCGCGUGGCACGAUAACCGGAAGACGACCUUAGCUGCACCCCUGUGCCCGCGGAUCGGCGUGUUUUUGGAACACCAGAAGGGAGCGUUGUCAUUCUAUAGUGUGGCAUCGGACGCCGUUUCCCUGCUCCACACGUUCAGGUGUUUGUUCUCUCAGCCGUUGUACCCAGCGUUUCGGUUAGACCUGGACUCCACACUGUUGAUAUGUCCACAUGAGAGACACAACGAGAACGGGAACUAA